Messenger RNA from Chaetomium fimeti, 1080 nucleotides. RefSeq lists its product as uncharacterized. The record is from RefSeq and is a predicted model, not a curated record. The transcript has 5 exons. The coding region runs from base 1 to 1080 and encodes 359 amino acids. NCBI's taxonomy places the organism in Eukaryota, Fungi, Ascomycota, Sordariomycetes, Sordariales, Chaetomiaceae.
AUGGCCGGUCCCGACCCGGGUGUGCCGUUCAUCCGGGUUACAGGCUCUGGCAGACGUGCACCUGGCGCCGUGUGCCCUGGACCGGCGCCGCCGUCCCGGAGAUUCAACUACUUCCCAAACCCGCUUGAUUCUCUGCCACACGUUGUUAUUGGAAAUAUCCUAGGAUGGCUGCCGCGAGAUGACUGCUUCUGGCGCUGCGUUACUGCCAUGCACGUGGCAAAAGCCCUGUCCGUCGCCACUGUGCAACCUCUCCGCAUUGUCCCGCUGAGCUGGCUCGUCUCGUGGGAACGCGGCAGCCCGCCCAAGGUGGCUUCGGGAGACGCGGUGGAAAACGUCCCGAGCCUUGUUCGGUUCACUAUCGACCGCGAUGGGCUGAGCAAAGUCGAGAAGCUGGUAGAGCCACCGCAGUUCAAUCGACAACGGUUCGAUGACAAGGCGUUUGUGAUUGAGCGCGAAGACGUAUUUGGGCCCAGCCUGGCCGUGUUCAAGCUGUCGUUGCUCGAAGAUUUCGAAGACUACAAGUUUGCGGUCUGGGAUACGCCGACACCCCCCGACCUCGCCCAUUGUCCUAUCACGCUAGAGAGGCCUCUCUCUAUACGCCGCUACCACAGCGUCGAUCUUACCGCCGUUACCGGCAUCACCUUCUUCAUUCUUGGCGGUAGCAUAUUCGGAGCACACGGUCACACUCGAGCCCGCCCCAGUGCCAUGGCCACCUACCAACAUCUCGGUAGGAGGGUUCGGGACCUGGAAAAAUAUGGAGAUUGGGUGUAUGUUCCUCUGCCCCCGGGAGACACUGUUCGGGCCGUUGGCGAUUGCCGGCUGCACGUAGACCCGUCUACUACGUUUGAGAGGCCCUCUCGCCUUGCCUUUCUAGACCACAAGGAGUACGGUGAAGGAGUGGAGGUCCUGUUCGAUGCGCUGCCCUCUGCGGAUGACCCGGGUUUGGACAACUGGUUGUAUUAUGAGAUGAAAGGGACAUUGGACUUUUGGCUUCACCCGCGUAACGAGAGCAUAUCGGUACGAGGGGGCGCGCAAAUCCCCCAAAUGGAUUUAUGGGAGGAGGUACCGGAGGGGGAGUAG